AGCUAAUGUUGGCGCUAGCAAAUACUCUACAAACAUCGAAAAAAAAAACGUUUGAUUGCAAAACAGCGUGCUGAACUUUGACUUGCGUUUAUGUUUGAUUAGUAGUUACAGUAUUUGUUUAAGUUGAUACAGUUUAAACAUGGACACUUAGUUAACUGUGACACAUAAAUAGUCAACCGACAAGCUUGCGGUCGCAGGUAGCGUUAGCAUAUCGGAGUUAGUAAACACUGCUGCCCAACGAUGACAGAUGUUAAUGAGGCGUCUUUUCUGCAGAGGUUAAUGGAGCAACUUUCCUCCACGCAAACUGUCAAACUGUCGUCUAAAGACGAGGUUCCUGUGGCUGUCAUCGGCCUGCAGAGGUACUUGUCAGAGCAAAACCAGGCAAAUCAGAACGACAGCUUCGACGUGACCGUCACUGACGGGGUGUGGAGAGCCAAAUGUGUUCUGGGCUGUGCGUUAAACCAUCUGGUGCACAGAAGCAUCCUAAAGAUUGGCAGUGACAUCAACAUCACGCAAUGCUCCUUCGUUUACAACGAGAGGAUACUGGGCCACGGGUACAUUUGCAUUGAAAAACUCGUGUGUGGUGCGCAGAGGUCCGCUCUCCUUUUUUCUCCUCUCAAAGACGUCACUUCUCUGCCCAUGCUGAUUAAACAAGGCAUGGAAAUGAGUACAUUGCUGCAACGUGAUGCUCCUCUUCAGGUGGCCCGCAAACAUUAUCUUGCUCUUUGGAACAACGAUGAUCCUGAAGGAGACAUCUGGAUGUCAGGAAGGCCCUCAUCUGAUACUGUGCUGGAUGUGUCUAAGAUUACACUUCUGUGCGACCUGGAGUCAUCCUUUAGGAACUCCUGGAAGCCGCUUCCUCUCUUGGUGAAGAUAAUGCACAAGUCCAGAUUACGAUAUUAUGGGAAAUUUGGACUGAAGAUUGAUUACCCCUACCAGGCGUACUUUGAAGUUGCUGACCAGAGUGGAGCAAUGUCCCUUGUGCUUUGGAAUGAACUUUGUCUGGAGUUUUACCAGAGACUGAACGUGGGCACAGUGUUGUACAUUCAGAAUUACACACUAAAGAAGAGUUAUUCAAACAGGUCACGCCCCCAAAUGGACCAAUGCAGAAUAAAGACCUUUACCUCCAUCGAAAUCUGUUUGAACCCUCGCAACCCGACUUCAGUCAUCACUGUGGUCUCACCAAAGAGUGUACAGCCUCAGUGGGGCCUCCCUGAUGUUGCCUACCAGUUUACCACCAGAUCUGAGGUGGAAGAAUUAGCCAACAAUUCAGUGUGUGAUGUCAUCGGUUUGGUAACAUUUGUAGGUCGGGUUGAAAGAGUCAAGAGUCGAGGGAACAAAGGUCCAGAAAAAUACUGGACGUAUCGGUGGGUCCACGCGGUGGACGGAACAUCUGAUCACCCUUUCAUCCUUGAACUUUUUUCUUCUUCUCAAUCUGAAAUGUUCAGUCAUAUUUGCCCCAUGUCGUACCUGGUUUGCACUCAGAUGAGAGUUUGCCAAGUUGAAGGCUCAUUGCCGUACCUGACGAGCAGCUGUGAGACACAGAUGUUCGUUACAGGCUUUCACAAAGGUCAGCCAUAUGUCAGAGAGCCCAGAGUGAAGACCUUUAUUCAGUGGACCAAGACGUUGAAGGACAACGUUGUCCUCCAGAAGACUGCGGUUGGUGGUGGCUACUGCUACCCUCAUGCUCCACAGAUAUAUACUCAAUCAAUGGCAGAUCCCUCAGCACAAAUUCCUCUGGUUGCUGCCACUGACUUAAAGCAGGAGUUAGAAUCCCUACAAUACAGAGAGCAUAAGCGGCUUGCAAUUCAAGGGCAGAUAACAGCGGUGCGAUAUGUGAAAUACCCAGAGUCACAAGAAGCACAAGGCAAACAGGGGUCAGAUGUUUGUGAAGUGACUGUAUCAGACACACAUGCUGAUCCCAUGACGAGCAGCCAAACACCCAAUGAGAAAAUGUCAGAAAGCAAAAGGAAAUGGAGAACGGAAAUGAGUGAUGUCCAGACAUCCUGCAAGCCAGCUAAAAGGUUUCCAAAAUGUAAAAAGGCAUCGGAGGGUCAAGAGGAGGCAGAAGAGAACAACUCUGUCUCAGAGGAACACCAAGCAGAGUCUGAUGGAUUAUGCUGGGAAAGCCAUGGCUGGCCGCAGCAGCAAACACAAGUGUCUGAACAUUUGUCUCAUGGCGUUCUGCACCAAGACAGCGUUUGUCAGAUGUUCACGCUUGAUGAAAAGAGCGUCCUCCUGCAGUGGGGUAACCUUCACCCAGCACACUGGUCCCCACAGCAACCCACUGACAACAUCCCGCCUGCUAAUAUCCCAGGAUACUUCCAAAUAACCAUUUUAGGGAUCAACAAACAGAUCGCUGUUGAUGCUGCGUAUCUCCCAGUUGUGUACAGCAGUGAACCCGGGGCUGUAGGACUUUGUCAGAAUCCCCACGGCAACACGAUGCUGUCCUGCCUUUCAUCGGGUUUCCUGUGCCCUCUGCAUGAUGCUGAAAGUCAGAGUGAAACAGCUAUUCCUGAGCCAGAAGACAUCUUGGCGACUGCCGGGGAGCUGGAACACGUUCACCUCGUGUGUGUCCUGGACCUUUGUCACCUGGGUGGAGAAAACACAGAAGUCCUGAUCAGCAAGGUGUACAAAAUGACAGAGAUUUCUGUAAACUAGCUCUUUAGUUUGGAUAAAGCAGUUGUGAAUUUCU
Thalassophryne amazonica is the source of this 2695-nucleotide messenger RNA. RefSeq names its product RPA1 related single stranded DNA binding protein (gene radx). Gene Ontology annotation, cellular component: replication fork. The coding region runs from base 241 to 2661 and encodes 806 amino acids. Lineage: Eukaryota; Metazoa; Chordata; Actinopteri; Batrachoidiformes; Batrachoididae. Gene Ontology annotation, biological process: regulation of DNA repair. The record is from RefSeq and is a predicted model, not a curated record. The transcript has 15 exons. Gene Ontology annotation, molecular function: single-stranded DNA binding.